UUUACAGCGGUGCGAAAGCGGAAGGUAUCAAACUAAACGCUUGCUGCCCUGCCCUUCUUCUCUCGUUGGCUUUCGUUCAAUUGUUUGCGUACAAAUCGACUCUAAAACUAGCCGUCUCAUCGCUGUCAAGAUGCCCAAGGGAAAGUGGAUCGACAAAAAGACUGCGACGCAUUUCACCCUAGUACACCGUCCGCAAAAUGACCCCCUCAUCUAUGAUGAGUCCGCACCGUCCAUGGUCCUCAACCCGACCCAGCGGUCCAAAAAGUCCAAGGGGAAGGGUUUGAGUGAUCUCGCCUCCGAGCUUGGCUCCGACGCCCAGAGCAUCCGCGACAAUGAAGGCGAGGCAGCCAAUUACGGCAUCUACUACGAUGACACCGAGUACGACUACAUGCAGCAUCUCCGGGACCUCGGCCAGGGCUCUGGCGAGGCUGUUUUUGUUGAGGCGAACCCGAUUCUAAACAAGGGCAAGGGAAAGCAGAAGGAAUCGCUAGCAGAUGCCCUGGCCCAACUCGACCUGCAAAACCAGUCCGAGGAUCUUCUUGACAGUGAUAUCCUGCCCAGCAAGAACCUCCAGAAGCUCACCUAUCAGGCGCAGCAAGAUGUGCCCGACGCAAUCGCCGGGUUUCAGCCGGGCAUGGACCCGCGCCUGCGAGAGGUAUUAGAGGCACUAGAGGACGACGCCUAUGUCGACGAGGAGGGGGGGGAGGACAUUUUCCAGGAGCUCGCGAAGGACGCUAGGGAGCUUGACGAGCACGAGUUUGAGGUUGCAUAUGACGGAUUUGAAGACGACGAUGAAGGCUGGGAAUCGGACCGCACUGUGAAAGCCACCGGGGAGCACCACAUUGAAGACGAAGUGCCUGAGUUCAAGGAUACUGCGGAUGCCGCCAACCCGACAGAAGGCCCUUCGGACGACUGGAUGGAAGAUUUCAAAAAGUUCAAGAGCGACCAGAAGGCGGAGAAAAAGCCGAAGGCUGCUGGGGCGCCGUCCGAGAUUCAGUCUUCAAUAUGGACGACCACGACGAAUGGUGGCCGGAGGAAGACGAGGAAAGGGGCUCUGACAAACCCCUCGACGUAUUCCAUGACGUCGUCCUCGCUUGUCAGGACAGAGCAGCUGGGUAUUCUGGAUGCGCGGUUUGAGAAGAUUGAGGAGGAGUAUAAUGCAGACAUGGACGACAUGGGUUCCGUGUCAGCGGUAUCAACAAUGUCGACGGUGCAGGGGCCUACGCGGGCUGAUUUUGAUGGCCUGUUAGACGAGUUCCUCGGUGAAUACUCGAUGCAUGGCAAGAAGCGAGUGAAGAAGGGCAAAUGGAAAAACGGCGUGGAACAGUUUGAUGAGAUAAGGAAAGAGCUAGGUCCGCCCAUCAUUCCAUCCAAGUAUCGGUAGAUGAACAGACAUGGGCAUGUCAUGAAUACUUAGCAUUAAUUGAGACCAAGAUAAGAUGGUAUGUCCAGUCAAGUGAAAUUACAAGAGAUAAAGAAAGAUG
Canariomyces notabilis is the source of this 1484-nucleotide messenger RNA. Its product is annotated as Low temperature viability protein. Gene Ontology annotation, cellular component: cytosol; nucleus; preribosome, small subunit precursor. The record is from RefSeq and is a predicted model, not a curated record. Lineage: Eukaryota; Fungi; Ascomycota; Sordariomycetes; Sordariales; Chaetomiaceae. The coding region runs from base 131 to 1384 and encodes 417 amino acids. Gene Ontology annotation, biological process: ribosomal small subunit export from nucleus; ribosomal small subunit biogenesis. The transcript has 2 exons.